Messenger RNA from Cyphellophora attinorum, 458 nucleotides. RefSeq lists its product as uncharacterized. Gene Ontology annotation, molecular function: fatty acid 2-hydroxylase activity; iron ion binding. The record is from RefSeq and is a predicted model, not a curated record. Gene Ontology annotation, biological process: fatty acid metabolic process; lipid biosynthetic process. The annotation marks the transcript as partial. The transcript is spliced from 2 exons. Gene Ontology annotation, cellular component: endoplasmic reticulum; membrane. NCBI's taxonomy places the organism in Eukaryota, Fungi, Ascomycota, Eurotiomycetes, Chaetothyriales, Cyphellophoraceae.
GCCUCUUCCUCUGGACGCUAGUCGAGUACCUCCUCCACCGCUUCCUCUUCCACGUCGACGAGUACAUGCCCGACCACCCACUCGCUUUGACAGCACACUUCCUCCUGCACGGCAUUCACCACUACCUCCCCAUGGACCGCUAUCGGCUGGUGAUGCCGCCCACGCUGUUCAUCGCACUCGCCACGCCCUUCUACAAGCUCGCGCAUACGGUGUUUUGGUAUGAUUGGUACGCGGCGGUUAUGGUUUUUAGCGGUGGGAUCUUUGGGUAUGUGUGCUACGACUGCACGCAUUACUUUCUGCAUCAUAAGACGCUGCCGGCGUAUGUGCGGGAGUUGAAGAAGUAUCACUUGGCGCAUCAUUAUCAGAAUUUUGAGCUUGGGUUCGGUGUGACUUCGAAGUUCUGGGAUUAUAUUUGGGGCACGCAGUUGGAGUACGCGAAGCCCCUAAAAACUCAGUAA